Messenger RNA from Nicotiana tabacum (common tobacco), 3559 nucleotides. RefSeq lists its product as uncharacterized. NCBI's taxonomy places the organism in Eukaryota, Viridiplantae, Streptophyta, Magnoliopsida, Solanales, Solanaceae. The record is from RefSeq and is a predicted model, not a curated record. Gene Ontology annotation, cellular component: nuclear pore.
CUUCAAUAUUAUUAUUACAGAUCUUUCUCCUUUUCCCAUUGAAGUUUUCACCUUUACUUUCUCUACAAACAUACCCACAAGCAAAAAGUGACUAAGAAGAUCUAAAAAGCAAAAAAGGAUCAAGUUUUUAGUACAUUUGAGUUGUGUUUAUUGUCCUCAAAGCGGUGUAGCCUUGUAUUUUAAUUGAAGCAAUGGUUCUUGGGCUGAGGUCAAGGCACAAAAAGGGUGCUUCUGUGCAAGUUGAGUACGUUAUUCAGGUAGACGAGAUUAAGCCUUGGCCUCCAUCACAGUCCCUGAAGUCUGUUCAGUCUGUGUUACUUCUAUGGGAAAAUGAUGGUCAGAACUCUGGGUCUAUCGUGUCUAGUGUCGGGGAUACCAACAUUGAAUUCAGGGAGUUUUUCACACUUCCAUUAACUUUAUGUCGAGAAAAGAAGGCCAAUGACAAAUUCCAGAAGAAUUUCUUGGACUUUUAUCUGUAUGAGCUUCGUAAGGAUAAGACAACCAAAGGCCAACUUUUGGGGACGUCUGUAAUAAAUCUUGCGGAUUUUGGACUGCUCGAGGAGAUUGUAUCCAUUUACACUCCACUCAACUGCAAGAAGAGUUCUAAGAACUCUGAGCAACCAGCUCUAUUUGUUAACAUACAUCCUGCUGAUAACAGGAGUAGCUCAAAUUCAUCCCCUAAUGUUAGCAUAGGGAAGCAACGUCUAUCCAUAGAACAGGAUGGGCAAGGAUCUGUUGCAGAUUCGGUGAAUGAGAAAAAUGAUGAUGAGAGUGAGAUUGCAUCUUUUACUGAUGAUGAGUCACCACAUUCAUCACAAAAUGUUUCUGAGGCUUCACCAUCUCAACAAGGGAAGAUUGCACAUGAAUCCAUAAUUGAAAACUUGCUGAGGGACGAUCCAGAACCUGAUCUACUUUUUGGACUGGACUCUGCAGCAAUGCUCAUGGAUUCUACCAAAAGAAGUUCUAGAAAACCAGCUAGUAAUGUAGCUCCAGAGUUGUCAGGCGGCUUAUCUUUAAACAGAGAGCACUCAGUGAACAAUGCCACUUCUUUGUCUAAAUUUUCUGAAAGAAGUAUGACGUCAAUACAGAAGAAGCCUGCUUCUCAAUUAACAGGAUCUUCUUCCUCAUUCCAUUAUUUUGGAGGUAAAUAUGGGAAGGCAAGUAGCUCUGAGACAGUCCUCGAGCAGCAAAUUCUGAUGCAUGAUGUUCAGGAAGAUAUUGCUGACAAGAAAGGCCUUCCUAAAGAUGAUGUCAAAGUCUCAGCAGAAAAUGGUCGCGGCCAUAGAUUUCCAUCCACCAUCGACCAUCUCGAUGCAUCUAUUGAGGGUAGCUCUAGGCCAGCCAGUUCCAAUUCUGAUCGCCGUCAAGACUUCCAAGAUAAACCGAAGGUCCAUGUUGAAAGUAAUGCACUCAAAGAUUCACAUGUUGGUGUGGUGAAUGGAAAAGAAAUGGAGUAUCUAGAGAUUGAGGAGGAUGAGAUCUUGAAGGAGAUUCCUCAUUUUUCAGAAAUCAAAUCAGAAAUCAGCAGGAAACGCAGCACUAUGAAGGGUGAUGCUCUUAAUUCGAAUAAAGUGCUUGGAUUGCAGGGAUCUAGCAUCACCAAUGGUAAAUCGAAGCAUGUGAAGUCUCAUCAGUUGACUGACUUACCUAACAGAAGCGGGCUUCCUGGUAGCAGCCAGAAUCCAGAAAAGGCAACAAAACUGCAUGUUUCGGAAGAUGCUCGUUCUUAUGGUAAAGGUAACAAACCAAUGAAUGGAUCUCCUGACCGGAGAAAUGAAUGGAAGGCAAGAAUUGAGACACUUGAGGAAGAAUUAAGGGAAGCCGCAGCUGUUGAGGUUAGCCUUUAUUCAGUAGUGGCUGAGCAUGGAAGUUCUGCACACAAGGUCCAUGCUCCAGCGCGGCGCCUUUCUCGAUUUUAUGCUCAUGCUUGUACAGCAAAAUCCCGAGCUAAACAGGCUGGUGCUGCAAGAGCUGCUGUUUCAGGUUUAGUUUUGGUUUCAAAAGCUUGUGGAAAUGAUGUUCCAAGGUUGACUUUUUGGUUGUCAAAUUCAGUCAUGUUGAGAGCAAUUGUUAGCCAAGCUGCUGGAGGAAGGAAAGAAGGUGAUAGAUCAUAUGCAGAGAGCAAUAGGGGCAAAUCUAGUUUAAACGGAAGAUCGUUGAAAAAAAGGAAUGAGUUUUCUUCCAAUAAAGACCUCAACAAUAGUCUAACAGAUGAACUUGGUGACUGGGAGGAUACCGAAACAUUUAUGCUUGCUUUGGAACAAGUCGAAGCUUGGAUUUUCUCCCGCAUUGUUGAGUCUGUGUGGUGGCAGACUUUGACUCCGCAUAUGCAAAACACAGCUGCAAACUCUGGUGGAAGAUCAAUGAGCACAAGUGUUAAAAAAACCUAUGGGCGUAGGUGUAGUUUGGGAGAUCAAGAGCAAGGUAAUUUCUCCAUUGAGCUCUGGAAGAAGGCUUUCAAAGAUGCCUGUGAAAGGCUUUGCCCUGUCAGGGCAGGAGGACAUGAGUGUGGCUGCUUGCCGUUGCUGGCUAGAUUGGUAAUGGAACAGUUGGUGAGUAGAUUGGAUGUGGCCAUGUUCAAUGCAAUCCUUCGUGAAUCAGCUGAAGAAAUGCCAACAGAUCCAGUGUCAGAUCCCAUUUGUGAUUCUAAGGUUCUCCCAGUCCCUGCGGGGAAAUCAAGCUUUGGGUCUGGUGCACAACUUAAAAAUGCUAUUGGGGAUUGGUCUAGAUGGCUAUCUAAUCUCUUUGGAAUUGAAGACAAUGAUUUCUCAGGUGACAGUGAGGAUCUUGUUCAUGAAAAGGCACCAGGUCCUGCCAAGCCUUUCCGUCUCCUCAAUGCUCUAAGUGAUCUAAUGAUGCUUCCCUUUGAAAUGCUUGCUGAUCCACAAACAAGAAAAGAGGUUUGUCCUAUACUUGGUCCAACUUUGAUCAGGAGGGUUCUCAAUGGUUUUGUUCCAGAUGAGUUCUGUCCGAUCCCAGUUCCACCCGAUGUCCUCAGGGCACUGGAUUCUCAGGAGGAUGCGGUAGAUGCUCCUGAAGAGCCUGUCUCGACUGUCCCAUGCACUGCGUCUCCUACAUCAUAUUUACCCCCUUCGGUCAGGUCCAUUAUAACCUUUCUUGGGGAGACAGGAAACCAAUCUUUACAACGAAGCGGUUCAUCAGUACUCAAGAAAUCAUACACCAGCGAUGAUGAGCUUGAUGAAUUGGAUUCGCCAUUGACUUCAAUAGUAGCUGAUAGAUUCCGGGGUUCUCCUAAUCUAGCAAAGUUGAACUUGGUCUCCAAGGGAAAGGGUGACAGGAAUAUUGUUAGAUAUCAGCUGCUUCGGCAAGUUUGGAGAGACGAAGAACACUAAAGAAGAAGCCACGGUGGUGUAAAUAUGUAAAGGCAGAGUAAAUUUUUUGUUUAUUUGCUUUCUUCAGCUGCUAAAUGCCCAGAGAUGAACUUCAAGACAAUGUUUCAAGGUGAACUUCAGUUGUUUGAGUCUCCCACAUUUAAAAAAAAAAAAGUUACUUUUUGAAGUUCUCCAGGUCAGAUAAUAUUAUUCGGUUGAUUUCUUCC